Molecule: messenger RNA, 730 nt
Organism: Nasonia vitripennis (jewel wasp)
Lineage: Eukaryota; Metazoa; Arthropoda; Insecta; Hymenoptera; Pteromalidae
Exons: 3
Coding region: 232-636 (134 amino acids)
Source: RefSeq, marked validated
CGGCCUGGUCGCGUAAGCAUGCUCCAAUGCAUGAGUCCACACACUUUCCAUUGAAAAUCCAAGUUGACAUAGUAUCCUGCAAAAUUCAAAUUAAUAUGUUGUUGUAGGAAACGUUAGAUGACGGGACAGACGUAAACGAUGAAAUGACAAUUUCGGUAUCAUCAAUUUUUUAGAAAUAAUUUGUAACAUCAUUCAGACUUCCAACAAUAACUCCUCCAAAAAAGCAGAAAGAUGUUCCAAUGGCUAAGACAUUAUAUUCGUCAACGUACACUUCCUAUUAAGCCAGAAGUGGCUUGGAAAUGGAAAACGAAGCUUUCAAUCAUUUAUGCAUUCAUAGGAUGGCAACUUUUAGGAGCUGCUAUGUAUACAAUAUUGAAACAGAAUACCCCUGACAAUCCUACCAGUUCUGACUAUGCUAAAUUAUUAGGAGUUACAGAAGCACAUGUUAUAAAAAUUACUGGUACAAAAAAAACCGAUGAAUAUGAUCUUAAAUUAAAUGACGAAGACUUUGAUGAAUAUUAUAAACACAUGGAAGAAAAAAUAGAAAAAGCACAAAAUAGUGUUGUGCCAUCAACUGGCUAUUGGAAUAGGAGAGGGGUUGAUGCUGAGAGAGCGAAAAAGAGGAUUGAAUCGUAAAUAAUUGAUUUUUAUAAUUGUUUAAAAAUUUACAUUGAUAAAAUUGUUAAUAUUGUAUAAUAUAAUAUUUAACAAUAUAGUCUAUACAAAAAAU